This is a messenger RNA of Ilex paraguariensis (yerba mate), 435 nucleotides long. NCBI's taxonomy places the organism in Eukaryota, Viridiplantae, Streptophyta, Magnoliopsida, Aquifoliales, Aquifoliaceae. The record is from the annotation of a GenBank genome assembly.
AUGGCUGCUGAGGUUUCUCUGGCUCCCCUCCCCUCUUUCUUGAAGUGGGUGGCACAACACAGGGUCAUUACCAUGAACUAUAAGCCAGUGAUGUUUGCGUUUAAGUUAGGGAAUACCGACGAAGAAUGGCGCGUGAAACUGUAUGAAAGGCAUGCUGGCAUGGGUUCAGAGCUGUGGCUGAAAAAGUUCAACAGCUUGACUUCCUUAAUUUAUGAGAUUGGGCUGAACAUCCAGGAAGCACAUGCUUUUUCAACAGUUGAUGGUAAUUUCUUAGAUGUUUUUGCAGUUGAUGGUGGCCAUAUGAGGUAUCUCCUUACGGUACUUGAAGGCUGCGAACUGAUGGAUGAAAAUGAAGUAGUUCAGGUGGUUGAUUUUGGAGUUGCCAGAGUGGAAGCUCAGACAAGAGAUAUGACGGCGGAAACUGGGACAUAUUGA